Molecule: messenger RNA, 1905 nt
Organism: Lates calcarifer (barramundi perch)
Lineage: Eukaryota; Metazoa; Chordata; Actinopteri; Centropomidae
Product: BTB/POZ domain-containing protein 6-B
Exons: 5
Coding region: 210-1655 (481 amino acids)
Biological process (GO): neurogenesis
Cellular component (GO): cytosol
Molecular function (GO): protein binding
Source: RefSeq, a predicted model, not a curated record
UUGUCGCCAUCUCGCGGAGCACCUCGGUGCAGACGGAUGAACGGGAUCUAAAAUGGCGGCAGGAGACACAAACAGACACUGGUGUCGGACUGUUUUCAACAUUAACGGGAGAAUAACCGGGCGGCGGGAGUCUGACAGGAAGCUGUCAUCAUGCUGUGAGGUCACCACCUGGCUGCUCGCCCUGUAAGUAGCAGGAGGAGCAGGAGGAGAUGGCGGCUGAACUGUUCUCCACCAGCCUCCCCCACAGAAACGAGGUGGAGGUGGAGGUGAAGAAGAGUUUCAUCCAACUGAGCGAACCGGAACCGGCGUCCGAACACAUCUACGAGAGAGACGCCGAGCAGCCGAACAGCAGCAAUAACGUCGGAGAGGAGGGAGACAGCUGGCAGGCAGCACACCCCACCCUGAGGGAGAGGAAUGCUGUGAUGUUCAACAACGAGCAGAUGGCUGAUGUUCACUUCAUUGUUGGUCCUCCAGGAGAAACUCAGAGAGUUCCUGCUCAUAAGUACGUCCUGGCGGUGGGCAGCUCGGUGUUUGGAGCCAUGUUUUAUGGAGAUUUGGCUGAGGGACAAUCUGAGAUUCACAUCCCUGACGUGGAGCCGGCUGCUUUCCUCAUCCUGUUAAAGUACAUGUAUAGUGAUGAGAUCGAGCUGGAGGCCGACACUGUGCUUGCUACCCUCUAUGCUGCAAAGAAGUACAUCGUUCCUGCUCUGGCGAAGGCGUGCGUCGCCUUCCUGGAGACGAGUCUGGAGGCGAAGAAUGCUUGCGUCUUGCUGUCUCAGAGUCGGCUGUUUGAGGAGCCGGAGCUGACACAGCGCUGCUGGGAGGUGAUCGAUGCGCAGGCCGAGCUCGCUCUACGAUCUGAAGGUUUCUGUGAGAUUGACCUGCCCACGUUAGAGAUCAUUCUCCAGAGAGAAACACUCAACAUCCGUGAGGUUGUGGUCUUCCAGGCCGUACUGAGCUGGGCAGCGGCUGAAUGUAGGAGGCAGGGCCUGGCAGUGACCCCCAUGAACCAGCGGGCAGUGCUGGGUAAGACUCUGUACCUGGUCCGGAUCCCCUCCAUGACGCUGCAGGAGUUUGCAGAUGGGACAGCACAGUCGGACGUCCUGACACUGAAAGAGACUUGUGAUGUCUUCCUGUGGUUCACAGCCACCAACAAACCUAGAGUGGACUUCUCUCUGGGGAAGCGGGCCGGCCUAGUUCCACAGAGGUGCCACCGCUUCCAAUCCUCAGCCUACCGCAGUAACCAGUGGCGCUACAGGGGGCGCUGCGACAGCAUCCAGUUCGCAGUGGACCGGAGGAUCUUCAUGGCUGGUCUUGGUCUGUACGGGUCGAGCAGCGGGAAGGCAGAGUACAGCGUGAAGAUCGAACUGAAGAGGCAGGGAACUGUUCUGGCCCAGAACUUCACCCAGUUCCUGUCAGAUGGGUCGAGCAGCACCUUCCCUGUGUGGUUCGAACAUCCAGUACAGGUGGAACAGGACACCUUCUAUACUGUCAGUGCCAUCCUGGAUGGAAACGAGCUGAGUUACUUUGGACAGGAGGGGAUGACCGAGGUGCAGUGUGGGAAAGUGACCUUCCAGUUCCAGUGUUCAUCGGACAGUACCAAUGGGACCGGUGUGCAGGGGGGGCAGAUCCCUGAACUGGUCUUCUACUGUUGAACAAGAAUCUAACAGAUGGACUCAAAGCCUUUUAUUGAUCAAUAAGCACAGGAAUGAUGUUAGAGAUAGGAACUCUGAUUCUGAUAGAGGAGGAAUGAGCAUGAAGUGAAGCUGAUUGGACUGUGGUAUUAGAACUGGAAGCUGAUUGGACUGUUGCAGUGGUGGUGGAAGCUGAUUGGCUGCAUGGUGUGUCACUGCUUGUUAAAGAAAAAUUGAACUGAACAUUAAAGCUGAAGUUACAGAAGCUAAA